AUUAUAACAAACACACUAAUGAAUUUGUCACAGUUGGGCCAGGAUAUUUUGUUACCUGGGCAUUUCGUUACGGAGCGAGACAUUUAAUUCCUCGUAAGAUGAAUCGUACAGAGUAUAAAGAGAACAACAUGUUUAGUCACAUGGUGCUAGAGGGAACUGCUAGUAGAUCACAGAAAAUCUUCUUAUCUGUUCAUACUUCAUGUGUGGUGUACAAUGUAUUUGAUGGGAAGCAGCUGUCCUACAGGAAAGACCUUCAUGAACGUGACAUCACAGCUAUGACCUUCUUUAAUCCACUGAAAUAUCUUAUAACUGGUGCUCUUGAUGGAACUAUAAAGAUUUGGGACAACAAAUGGCACAUACAGAUGGUGUUUGUAGGUCACACAGGGACUAUCCAUGCAUUAGAUAUCUAUCCACAUGGCUCGGCUAUCAUCUCUGCCUGUGCUGACAAAACUAUCCGUGUCUGGAACCUAGACACAUGUGACGAGGUAGAUAGAGCAACAUUAGAUGGUCCAAUAAAAAACUUACAGACUACAUUAGACUAUGACACAUUUUUCACAUACCAUGGACAGACAGUUGAUAUGUGGAAAAUACAACAUCUAUAUCACAUACAUACAUCAGUGGGUCAGCGAGUUGUGAAGAUAAAGCAGACAAGUCACCCGAAUUUCUCUACACGUUCUGUAGUGAUGAGUCGGGACAGUAGUGUAAGACUUGUCUCCCCUGUUUCUGGUGAUGUCAUCACAACGUUACUACUGAGUCCAAACCGAGGCUUGGUUGAUGUAGCUUAUGCUAUUGAACAUGAGGUCAUGUUUUGUGUGCUAGGAAGUGGAGACAUCUUAAAGGUACGCACUGACACAAACCCGUGUCAUGUUGUCAAACAUUGGAAAUGUGCUGAUCCAGAGAAAGAGGCAUGUAACUAUUUGUUCGUGUAUGAAUAUGUGGUGGAUAUUGAGCUUAAAACUGAUACUUGGGGCGCCAUUAAACGUGGCGUUACCACAAAAAGCUUGAACGUCGAGGAGGACGAUGAUGAUGACGAUGAUAAUAGAAAACACAAAAAGAAGAAAAAUAUGAACAGAACUCUCCUACUUGGAGGAAGAAAAGAUGGAUAUAUUUGUGUUUAUGACUGGGAAACAGGCAAUGUGGACUUUAAAAUAGAUGCUCAUGGCAGUAAAGGAGUAAUGAGCAUGAUAGCUAAUGCUAAAGUUGACCAGCUUAUUUCUGCUGGAAAAGACAAUGUGAUCAAGGUAUGGCGGGUGUACCCGUUUGUACAGGAGGCACUAGCGCCACUGAUGUCAUUUUUCUGUGCCCACCUACCUCUACACAUGACUAUGAUAAAAACUAACCUAUGUGUAGCCUUCCAGGACCAUGCCACAGCAACAUACAGUGUCGUUAUGUAUAAUCUACGUGACAGAAUGUUCGGGACCGAGUCUGAUUUGGAAGCAUAUGACCCGGAAAAUCGUUACGAUCACGAACCUGGCGAUGAUCACGGGGAGACAAUUACCGGACUGAGCGCAUGCUCGAGGUUAAAGUUGUAUGCUUCGAGUAGUUUAGACGGUACAAUCAGAAUAUGGAAUGAGACUAAUACUCUAGUUAGGUUAUUAAAGAUGAAGUCUGUACCUCACAGUGUUGGUUUUUGUAGUGCGAAGGGAGAUCUUCUUGUUGGUAUAGACAACCAUCUAUACAAGAUACCAUACUAUUCUUAUCUCCCAAAAUCUUACAUGUUUAGAAUGGUGUCAAUGAAGUUUGGCAAACAGCCAGCAGAACAUCCGUUACCGGAGACACAGGAAAUAACACAGAAGAUGACCAAAAAUGAUCUGUCGAGACUCAAAAAUUCACACUCUUCUUUUAAAUACUCAACAUUUACCGACAUUUUAACACCGGCGGAGGAAGAAGAAAUUAACCGAGAGAGACUGAUCAAGGAAAAGGCAUUUAAUUUGUUGAUGAUACGAGAGAGUGAGCUGGAGAAAAUACGUAACGGAGACCUGAUGUCGAAGAAGAAGCCGAAAGCCACUGCUAAGACAAAAAAAGUUGCAUUUACUCAAUAUAUGAAAAUGUUCUAUGAUAAACCUAAACCAACAAUUCCUAAAGAUGAUCCAUAUCCAGAAGACGCUGUCAAAGAAGCUGUGAAAGAGCCAGAGGAGCCACCUAAGGAUGAGUAUUGUCCAGAAAAGGAGCCGACAGGGUUUUUUCCACCAGCAUCGGAAGCCACACGACCUAAACCUCCUGAUAACUCGCCUCUCAAGGCAGCGUACCAUAUAGCUCCCAACGGCUUUGUUCCUAACUCUAUACUUAUUAAACUGCUGUGGCCUCAGGCAGCCAAGGAAAAAAUGGCCAAGAGGAAGACAGAAGAAUGGAAACUUCCGUCAUUUUCUGAUGCCCAGCUAAAGGCCAUCGCUAAAGCUAAACAGGACCGGGAGAGAGCUGAGAACAUGGCCAAAUUAAUGGCUCAAAAGUCUAAAGCUCAGCUGGUUGAAAAAUCAGUAAAGUUCAAACCAGAAAAGACAAAAUCAGUUUCUGGAGUAUCAGAAGCUGAUGUGGAUGAGACAGGUGUUAGAAUAGAGAAGGAGGUUACUGUUGUGAAAGGUGAGGGUGAGGAGGAGCUACUGGAGGAGGAGGAGGAGUUUGAGGACAGGGUAAUGGAGAUGGACUGGGGAGAUGAUGAUGAAGAUAAUAUAUAUAAAGAGAAGAGUAAGCUCUCUGACAAAGAAAGUACAAAAACGUCCCUUAAAAACAAGUUUGCUGAUAUAAUGGCAAAACCGCCAACACCACAGGAAGAAGAGGAACCUCUAACUAAAGAAGAAACAAUGAUUUCCAAGGAGAAAACUAUGGAAUCAUCAAAACAAACCUCGGACCUCAGUACAAAAUCUACUCCGAGGGAGAUCAAACCAACAAAACCCAUCAAAAAGCUAGUAUCACGACCACCACCACCUCCGCCACAACCCAAACCAAAAUCGCCCUUACCGGCUGUCAAGAAAGCGCCAUCGGAACAACGGGAAAUAACUCGGGUAAAGACGCCUACUCCGACACCAACCACCCCUACACUUCCACGUGCAAGGACACCUUUACCUGGAUUUAUCACACAAUUCAAAGGGGUUGAAUGGUUUGAGAAGUACUUUCCAAAUUGUGAAACAACAAUGCCAAAACCAUGGUCUCUGGAGAACUUUGUUGCUGCUUUAGUCAAACUGAUAAAAACUGUGGACUAUUCAUACAAAAUUGCCAUUGUAGAAGCGUUAUUAAUGCUGCAUGCUCAAGACGAGUUUGCAGACAAUCUUUCCCAUACAGUGAUUAAAGCAAUGUCUAGUGUGUUGAACCAUCAGAAAGACUACCCAACAUGUAUGAUAGAAGAUCAGAGGAAUUUUAUCAUAGUUUGUAUCAAGGGCAUGCAGAAAUUGUUGACGUCACCUGAUAAGGAAUUUGUCACAGAAUUAUUGGUGCAAUUUCUGGAUGGAGACAAAGAAGUUAGGGCAGUUGUCAUAACUAUCCUGACCUCUAUUGGAAUGCAGGAUCAGCAUAAAUUCUUGCCGAAGGAGUUGGAUUCCUGGGAUAUCUGGAACGUGGAGGAAGAUGAUCGUAAAUCUGACCUCAGGAAGAUGUGUCAUCAGUGGCUAGAUAGAUGGAUGACAACGUACAAAUUGCAUUUAGAAGAUACGAUUGACCGCAUGAAGAAAGGGCAAAAUAUACAUGGUCGUAUGUCAAGAGAUCAGUUCAAGAAAACACCAUCAAAUAAAAGCAUACUGAGAAGAUCAGUGGGUGUUGGAACAGAUACAGGCAUUACAGAAGAUCAGGAAACUGUAACAACACUAGAUGAUGCUAAACGAGGGGUGACCGUCACGUUUGACAAGCCACCAGACCCCGCAUUGUUAGACAAUGCUAACUACAUUGAUGCCAUCAACUAUUUCUGUGACAUGAUGUUUGAGAAGGAGAUGGAAACAAUGAGAGCUCCCGGCAAACGUUUGCCAGGCUCUAAAGAGAAUGUUGUACAAGCCAAAAACACCGUCCUUGUUUUACCCAAGAUUCCUCAGAAACCAAGCUUGGUGCGACUUGGUGAAACUCAUACAAGUCAUUGUAGACCUCACAGAGAAACAAAUCUUCAUGUUGAUUAUCGUCUGCCACCACAAACAGCACGAGGAUAUCAUCCAUUCCCUGGUCAAAUCACUGGCUUUGUAAACAGUAUUAAUCUCCCGAUGAAACCGUUGAUGUUGAACCCCUUCCCCUGUGCUUUAGAUGAACUGGACGCAAGAUUCCAAGAACCUAUUCUGAUAACAUUAAAAUCAGCACAGAAAUAUUUCAUACCUUCACAGUCUAUUGUACCGCAGGAGGCAGUGCCUGCUGCACUUUGAUCUGACUGGACAGGGGGGAAAAAUGACAUCAGUGUCUAUAUAUACAGAUCUGUGAUUUGACUUGAUUGUGUGGAUACAGUCCUAUAGUUAAAAUAAAACUAUCAUAAAAUGUGAAUUUAGAUGCAAAAUAUAUCAUUGACUGAAAUCAUGGCUUUGAUUAAAGACAUGCUGAAAUGCAUCUCUCUUAAUAUAAGAUUUCAAAUAUGAAAUAUGGAUAUUUUAAACAUGGCAUUUUGUUUUUAAUUCAUGACUUAUUUUAUAUAUUUGUUAUAAUCAUGUUGUGUUUGAUAGGAUUUUAUAUUGUUAUAACAAUACAUGUAUAUAUAACAAUACAUGUAUAUGUUUAUUAUUAACUUAGUUUAUUCUGUGCAAUGAAGAUUUAAUUGGCAGUCACAAGUUUAAUUGGCAGUCACAAAGGGAUAACAUUUAAGUGAAGAUUUUAUUCUUAAUCUCGAUAUGAUUUGUGUCAAUUUUUGAAUACUGGGACCAGUACAUUUUCUAUUUUUGCAAAACACCUCUGCUGUGUCUCUUAGAAAUUCCUUACUGUAUCAAAGUCAUGGGACUUCAUACAAAAUGUAUUACUAACUUGAGACUGUUUCAAUAAACAUUUUUAUCCUUUGUAACUUCCUGAGAAAAGUUAAGAAAUAAGCUUUAUUCGGCAAUGUGUUAAAGUUUAUCUACAUAAUGUUAUUCAGAAUUUAAGGAGUCAUAACAUAGUAUAAAUUAGGACAUUUGAAGCGCAAAGUUUUCACAGGUUUUGGUCAAAAGACUUAUUUCUUACUUUGACUCUCUAUGUAAUACAACCCUGGCUUAUAUUUAAAGAAUGAUAUUUCAUUAUUUUCAUUACUGAUGAAUUUCUUUUUCAACCUUUAUAGUUGUUGUUUUACUUUUUGCUCACCCUUUUUGUCGACUAUUUUUAAAUGUUAAUGUAUGUUGCAAAUUAUGUGUAAAAAAUAUUUGAUAACAUUUAAAAAGCCUGACAUUUUUUAGACAUAUUCAAAAAACGUAAAGCAAACUGCUUAUUUAUAGGCAUUAAGAAAACAUAUAUAUUUAACAUUUUACUGGCCUUGAAAAGGAAAUAAUAUAACUUACUUGUAAAUAAACAAUUUUUAAACCUGAAAUAUGUUCACAAGAACUAUUAUCAGAGAAAAAGAAGGUAUUUGAUGUAAAGACGUUAGUGUGUAAUAUUUUUUUUCACUGCAUGUAUUGUAUGUACGGGAUGACCAUGAUAUACGUUCUAUCUGUGAUAUUUUUUAUUUGCUAACACUUUUUACCUUGAACUGUUCCAAAAUAAGAAUGUUUAAAUGAAUUGUUAAUCAACAAAAAAUAAAAAUAAUAAAUUAUCAUCAUUGAAA
Messenger RNA from Ruditapes philippinarum (Manila clam), 5692 nucleotides. Its product is annotated as WD repeat-containing protein 97-like. Lineage: Eukaryota; Metazoa; Mollusca; Bivalvia; Venerida; Veneridae. Gene Ontology annotation, molecular function: protein binding. The record is from RefSeq and is a predicted model, not a curated record.